Drosophila nasuta is the source of this 5886-nucleotide messenger RNA. RefSeq names its product Microtubule-associated protein 205 (gene Map205). The transcript is spliced from 2 exons. The record is from RefSeq and is a predicted model, not a curated record. Lineage: Eukaryota; Metazoa; Arthropoda; Insecta; Diptera; Drosophilidae. Bases 655 to 4773 code for a protein of 1372 amino acids.
UGUGAAUUCUGUUUUAAAGCUGGAAGGUCGUUUGCGCGCAAGAAUCGGUCGGCAAAAGUGAAUUUCAAAAAUUAACUGAAAGCACUAAAACAAAAAGUUGAAAUUGCGAAUUGUUUUCAUUUUACACUGCGUUGAACUGUUUGUUAAUAAAACCAAUAAAAAAACAUAAAAUAUUGAAUUUGUGCGUGCGUUCGCGUUAAAAGUCAGAGUAACUAACUUGUGUGUGUGAGUGUGCACAUUUGUUGGGGAAUCAGGACUGCGCAAAAAAGAAGAAGCAUAUUCGUGAUUGGCGGCUGUUUCUGUGAGCGUGUCGUGUGCGUGUGUUUCUGUGUGAGCGUGUGUGUGCAUGUGUAUGUCAGUGGUGCGGCACAACGACAGCAGCAAAAGGAGGAGAAUUUGCAAGAAAGAAGAGGCCAAGAAGCAAGCAGCAGCAGCAAGAAGCGGCGUGUGUGAAUCACAACGACGAUUGACUGAGCAGCCGAGCAGCACACAAAUAAUUCACCACAUACAACAAAAUCUUUUUUUGCCAAAAUUCAAAUAAGAUAGAACAACGAACCAGAUAUAAUUACAAAAAAAGAGCGAACACGCAGAUUUGCAAGAGUUUAACACGAAGAAGAAGAGCAGCUGCUAAAGAAAGAAGAAAAAAGUAUAAAAAUGGAGCACGAGGAUAAUGCGCACUUUGACAACUUUUUGCAAAAUCGCCUGAAUCAGGAGAGUCUGCAAAACGCUGGCAGCAACAACAACGCCGGCAAUAAUGCUGCCGACGUCGUGGCUGCUGAGUUGGUGGCCAACAUCGGUCCCAAGAGUGGCGAACACGAUGCUGAGCACGACGACGAAGAAGAAUGGAAAUAUAAAGAAGUGCAGCAGAGCGAAAAGCACCAGCAGCAACUACAGCAACAAUACGGCGGCUACGGCGAAAAGUUUAACGACGUCGAUGUCGACGCUGACGUUGACGUCGCCUUCGGUGUUGGCGUUGGCAAUGGUAUUGGCAACGGUAACGGCGUCGGCAGCAGCAGCGACGCUUACAUGUCUCUCGGCAUGGACUUGACUCUAGGGAAUGGCGUUGGCAGCGGCGUCGACGGUGGCAGUGCUGUCGUCUUUCGUGCCUACGAGGAAGAAGAAGAUGAAGUCGAGGUGAUUAAGAAUGAUGGUGACUUUUCAACAAACUCCAACACGACAACAACAACGUCUACCACUGGCGAAGUUAAGCCAGCCAACGAAGAAGAAGAAGCAGCUGAGCUGCUACCCAACAAAGCCGAGGAGCAGCUGCUGCCUCACGACCAUGAGGAUGAGGAGGAGGAGCCGAGCUCGGUGGCCACCACUUAUGGCACCAGCAGUCUCAGCGAGCAUCAACAGGAACCGGAAGCAGAACCGGAGCCAGUUGAACCACCUGUCACUUCGCAACCCUUGUUCUUCGAUAACAAGGAGAACGCUGAUCCCGUUGAGUCCGAGUUGGAGUCACAUUCACAGCUCAAUCCCAAUGCGGUUGAGUUUGUUCCGCACUUUGGCUCGCAGCCUACAUCGCCGGCUCCCAAUGCAGUCAUUGCGGAUCCCAUGCAAACCUUGGGCCGUCAACUGUUGGCCGAUGAUCUGGUGGCCGAAAGUCCCCGAAAGGGAACCCGGGACUGCAACAUGGACACAAUUGCGUUGCCCGAUGAGCGUGAGUUUGACGAUGAGGCCGCUCAGCGCCCUCAUGAGCUAGAGCUGGAGGAUGACACUUUCCCCGAUGCCAACGAGUUGCAGAAUGGUGGCAGUGUUUAUCAACAGGAGCAAGAUCAGGAGCAGCAACCGCGUCUUGAUCAUGGACCCGAGACCAGCGUUGAUUUGGAUGCUGAUCUAGACUUGGAGCCACAAGAGCAACAACAAGUGGAACACAAGUUCAACGAUGACAUCAUGAAGCAAUCUAUUUAUGGUGGUGAAUCCAUCUCGAAUGCUUCCAUUGAGGAUAUUCUGAACUCGGUGCAGCCGCUGCCACAGCAAAGUUCUAGCGAGGAGCCACUCAAGGAGAAGGAGUUGCUCAAUGUGGAGGAGAAGGAACUCGUCUCGCAGUCACCCUCCAUCGAGGAGCUGCAUCAGCAUCAACUGAAUCAACCAGUUGAUCCCAUGCAGGCCUCGUUCUAUCUGGAGCACACCUCGAGCGAUGCCGCUGCCUUCGCCAGCGAUGUCAACCUCGAGCACGAACAGAGUCUGCUGCUGGACACCAGUGCACCGUUUAGUCCUCUCGAGGAUUCGCCGCACCAUGACAUUGAAACCGCACCCACACUUGAACUACAGCCAGAGCCAGAGCAGGCUGAUAUUGUCGACAUUACGCCUUCCCCGUUGUCCACUUCCACCGAGGAGAAGCAUCUUGUGGAGGAGACAAAGGAGCAGCAACAGAAUCCAGUUGAAGAGGAGCUGCUUGUGGAGUCCGAGAACAUUCAAAACACCCUCAAUGCCGGUGUUCCAUCCCAGGUGGAAUAUGCUGAUUUCGAUACAGCUACCGGCUAUGAAGUUCACGACCAAGAGGAGCGCGCUCCAGCCUCCAAUCCAUUCGGUCAAGAGCAGGAGCAACUGUUUGGCUUGGAUCAAGAGCAGGUGACAAGCACUUCGCACUUUGAUGCCGAACUGGAGGAGGAGCAAAAGCGCCAACAGCUGGAGGAGGAGCAAAUGCAACUGCAACAUCAGCUCGAGGAAGAGCAGCGUUUGCACCAGCAGCAGUUGGAGGAGGAACAGCGUCUGCAGCAGCAGCAACUGGAGGAGGAACAGCGUCUGCAUCAACAGCAGCUGGAGGAGGAACAGCUUUUGCAGCAGAAGCAAAUGGAGGAGGAACAGCGUCUGCAACAGCAACAGUUGGAGGAGGAGCAGCGUCUGCAUCAGUUGCAGCUGGAGGAAGAGCAGCGUCUGCGUGAGCGUCAACUCGAGGAGGAACAGCGUCUGCAGGAGCAGCAGGAGGAGGAGCGUCGUCGCCAGCAGGAAUUCGAAGAGGAGCAGAAGCUACAACAGCAAUUGGAGGAGGAGCAGCGACUGCAGCAACAACAGCUGGAGGAGGAGCAACGUCUGCAGCAGCUGCAGCUGGAGGAAGAGCAGCGCUUGAAGCAGCAACAGCUGGAGGAGGAGCAACGUCUGCAACAGCAGCAGUUGGAGGAGGAGCAACGUCUGCAGCAACAGCAGCUGGAGGAACAGCAGCGUCUGGAGGAGGAGCAGCUCAAGCAGCUGGAGGCACAGAAGGAAGCACAAGCACUGCAAUUGCAGCUGGAGCAGGAAGCGUACGCCAAGCAGAUCGAGGCUGAAAUCGCUGCUGCUGCUGCUGCUCCCUAUACAAAUGGCGUGGCCAGCACUGAGACCCCAGAGCCAGCUGUUGAGCCACUGGCCGAAGUGGAGCAACCUAAGCCUGCAGAGCCCGCUGAGGAGACGCCUGUGGCUGAGAUUGCUGUGGCUGCUGCUGUUGCGGCAACAGCUGUGGCUGCCGUUGCCGGUGCAACUGCCGCAGCCAAGGCCAAGCCCAAGGCAAGUCCUGGUGACGCUGCCAAGAAGCCAGCCGCCAGAACUUCAGCCACAACAGCGGCGGCCAAGGCGAAGCCAGCCGCAGCAAGUGCUUCGACUAUCACCAAGAAGACGACAGUUGGUGUGACAGCUGCAGCCAAGACAACAGCCGCUGCUCCACGUCCACGCACAGCGCCCGCCACAGGCGCUGCCAAGACCACAGCUUCCACAACAGCAUCGUCGGCUGCUAAGCCGGCGAGCACAACGACAACUCGCAAGCCGCUUUCGGCCAGCAAUGUGGCUGGCAAACCGGCACCCAGAACACUGAGCAGCACCACGACAAGCACACGCCCAGCUACGGCACCCGCCAGCAAGCCGGCAGCCAGCAAGACUGGCGUAACAGCAGCCAGAGUAGGAGCCACAAGUGGAGCGACAACAGCACGCAAGCCGGCAACGAGCACAACUGCAGCCAGCAAUGGCACAACUGCAACCAAGUCGCGGCUGCUGCUGUCCGCCAGCAGCAAGCCAGCAACCACAGCAGCAGCAGCAACCACUGCAGCAGCAGGAGCUGCCAAGCCGAAGGUGCCGUCGCCACGCAGCGCAGUUGGUUCGACGCUGCGCAAGCCGCCAACAACAGGUGCUGCGACUGGAGCACGCAGUCCCAGCAAACCGCUGGCCAAUGGUGUGACCAAGAGCAGCACAACAAGCAGCACAACCAGCAGCAAUCGGCUGAAGUCUGCCACCAGCAGCAGCAGCAAUGCAACAGCAACAACCACAACUACGACAACAACAACAAGCACUACAAAGACUUUCACGGCACGUCCGGCACCCAAAUUUACACACUCGGCACCAGCAAGCGGCGCCAGCACUGCGCGUCGCUCGCUGUUGUCGGCAACCAACGGAACUGGAGCAGCAGCUGGAGCUGCUGCACAGCGCAAGUCGUCGCCGUUGAAGAGCAGCGCUUCCAGCGGAUCGCCGCUUAAACUGAAAGCCAAAGAAACUGCAGCCAGCAAGACGUCGCCGGCACCAGCUGGACUGAAGAUCAAGAGGCCAGCAUCGGGCACCACACCAGCCAAGGCAGCAGCGGCAACAGCAGCCGAAACAACAACAGUUGCCGAGCCAGCAACAGCAACUGAAGCGGUUGCUGCUGCUGAUGUUGUUGCUGCCAAUGGCAAGGAGGAGCUGCUUAGCCACAAUGGCAAUGGACUGCAUCACGAUGAGUUGCUUGAGGCGGCGCAGGAAGCGUUGGUGGAGCAACAACAGCAACAACAACCAACAGCUGCUGCUGAGGUGGCGUUGCUUGACUUUUAAAUUGAGAGACCUGGACUGGACACCAGCUAAAACAGAUGUGUAGUAGAUGAUGAAUGAACGAACGAAGAUGAUGAUGAUGAUGUUGUGGGAUGAAACGAAGUUGAAAUGCGAAGAAAAAAAUAAACUACUUUGCUAAUAUUAUAAACAUAUUAGGCGAAAGUAUUGUAUUGCUAUGAAUGCGACGAGAACAACAACCAACAGCAAAAAAAAAACAAAAGAACAACAACAACUAAACACAAUCCAAGUUGUGGCUCAGUGGAGCGUCCACUUUAUUUCUUUCCUAAAUGCCGCGCCUCCUCCAAAACCAGCCCAGCCAAAAAAGAAAAUCAAAAAUAAGAACCUAUCAAGCGACCUACCACGAUCAUCAACACACGACACACACGCCCCCUUCUUCUCUGCUCCGCCUGCUGUUCCUUCUGCUCCAACAACAACAAAACGAUAUUUGCUAUAUAUAUAUACAAUAUAUUUUGUGUAAAGGUUUUUCUUAAUAAUCUGUGUGCUCGCAAUUUUUGCUCAUUUACUUUAUUUAUAUACGAGUAGUUCUUCAUUUUGCACAAUUUUUUACAUACAUAUGAUUACAAUUGUUCCUCACGCUCUGUUAUUGUUUGCUCAUGUGUUCAACGAAAUUUGUAAUGUGUCUAUUUAAGUUCAACAACGAGAGAAUCUUUUUUUGGAGCGCAAAAAUAAAAUAAAAACGAAUAAAUCAUAAAUCACGCAAAAAAAGAAAACAAAAGAAUGAGCAUAAAACUUUUAUCCACACAAACACAAAAAAAAAUGUCAAAAUAUAACGAACAACAAAAAAAAUGAUAUAAAACUAUAAACAUUUAUGCAAACAAAAAAAUAAUAAUUGUGGUGUACGUGUAGCAGAAAAACACAGAAGAAAAACAAAAGAAAUAAUGGUUAUAACAAUUAUAAAAAGUAGCUCGUAGUCGGCAUUCUAACACGUAAUACAACAUAUUUCCAAUCAAAAAACAAAACUAAUCCAUGAAAAUCCAAAAAAAUGAAUGAUUGUUUCAAUGAUGAAUGGAUUGCUAACCACAAACAAAAAACAUAAAAAAGAUAAUUGAAUAAUCUAGAUACUAGAAUUUAUGUGUUUUUAUACUGUCAACUCUU